UCGUUCUCAACGCCGAACCCCUCUCUCUCUCUCUCUCUGCAACUACACAGCCGAACUUCUCUCUCUCUGUCUCUCUCUCUCUGCAACUACAAACUACUGCAAAACCCAGAUUGUUCAAAAACUAAAAACCCAGAUUGUUCAAAGAAUCAAAACCCAUAUCGAUCAAAACCCAUAUCAGUUUCCAUCGCCGCUGUUCCAAUUCCGGUUCGCGGUUCGCCGUCCCUCUCUCUCUGCAACUGCUACAUCAACUAAUCAAGGGAAAAAUUGGCAUCUGAAAUCACACACCAAGCCUCUCCUUCCCUUUCCUUCCUUCAUUUCCAAUUAAGUGAAGUAUUGUCUAAGUACUCGGUUUGACCCAUUGCUCUUAAACCCUAUCUUCUCCCUCUUCCCCAUCAGACCCGCCCUCACACAGAAAGUGCCAUACACAGCCCCAGGCGAAGAAGAUGACCGGUUUAUAGAGCUUGAUUUGAAGGGAAAAGCCCACUGAUUUACAGGCGAAGAUCGAUGAUCGGUUUACAGAGGUUGAUUUGAGCUCGGUUCAUUCUCACCAUCUUUAGCAACGUCGAUUCAUUCUCACCAAUUACAAACCCAAACACAUUCAUCACUAAUUACAAACCCAAACCCUUGCCGCAAGACCAAAUUAGUCCCAUACAUACCCCGAUCGUACCCAAAUCAGCGUUCCUUAUCCGAAUGAUGGCUUUGGCGGGUAAUCGGAUUGAAGAUGUCCAGUGGCUUUGUUCCUUAUCCGAAUCUGAGCUUGAUAUGCUUAUUAGCUUAAAAACACUGGUCCUCCAGCGAGCAAAAGUAGUUGGCCAUGACGAUCUAGCCAAAAAAUUUGAUUUGAAGAUGCUUCGAGUGCUUAGUUUCAUUUUGAUGCAGUAUCUUAAAGGACAACUUGAGGAUUUGUCAGAUGUUCCAGGCUUGGCUGAGUCUUCUGGGAUUUUAGAUAAAUGCAAUUUGUUAAAAUGUGACAUUAAUGACAGUUUUGGCACUAUGUGCAUUGAAGAGUUAAAGUCAUUUACUGGCCGAAGAAAGAGAGUAGCAGAAAUGUUUUGUGAAGAAGCUGAACAUGUGGCCCCUAAUCAUAAGAAGAAAACUGACUCUGGAAGAUCCUUCUAAGUUAUUUUGCACUGUGUCUCCAGCGUGUCAGCGCGCGCCUUUGAUGGCCUUUUUGACUCCGGAAGAUCCUUCUAAGCAUUUCUUCAAGUUUUUGACGACUUCUUUUUUUAUGUUUUGACCUUUCUGUUUCUUGCUUCAUUUCCAUGGUAAGCUUUUGAAUUUCCAACAAGGAAGAAAUGUCUUUCUAACGUGUAAUUGAAGGAGAUUUUGCUUUCAGAAUGAAGCCCAGGGCACCAAAUUUGCGUUGGUAUCACCUAAUAUUUACCUGCGUCAGGAUUGAGGUCUUAUGAAUUGUA
Messenger RNA from Cornus florida, 1415 nucleotides. RefSeq lists its product as uncharacterized. Lineage: Eukaryota; Viridiplantae; Streptophyta; Magnoliopsida; Cornales; Cornaceae. The coding region runs from base 691 to 1119 and encodes 142 amino acids. The record is from RefSeq and is a predicted model, not a curated record. The transcript is spliced from 4 exons.